Molecule: messenger RNA, 2764 nt
Organism: Polistes canadensis
Lineage: Eukaryota; Metazoa; Arthropoda; Insecta; Hymenoptera; Vespidae
Product: interferon-related developmental regulator 1-like
Exons: 9
Coding region: 505-2691 (728 amino acids)
Source: RefSeq, a predicted model, not a curated record
UUGGUUUUUAAUCGAACUCUCAUGACCUUUUCGGAUGCGCGUAUCGCACUUCUUCUUAUUUCUUUUUCAUCGGCCAUGGUUCAAUCUCGGUCGUCACACAAGCGACAUAUUUUAUAAACAUAAAACAAAAAAAAUCCUAAGGAAAGAAAAAAACUUGAUUGAGGGAAAAAGAUAUGAGAGCAACGCAACGUAUUUAAUUCUCAGCGUACAGUGCAUACUAAACGUCAGCGUGGUUAGGUUCUCUUUUCUAUUCCUUCUCUCUCUCUCUCUCUCUUUCUCUCUAUCUUUGUCUAUUUGUUCAUAAACAAAAUACUAAAGUGCAUAGGUGAAGGUUUGUUUUUGAAUUACCAAAUCUUAACUGUGGCUCGUCGUAUGUGAAACUUCAUUUAAAAACCUUCUAAGUAAAGGAAAACACAUACAUAAAUACGUGCAGAUUUGUAACAACUUUCUUUUGUUUUUUUUUUUGUGUGAAAUAUCACUCAUUCUUUUCUUACAAAAAUUACAAUGGGAUAUUCCGCUGUUAUUCCUGUUCUCUGUAUUCUGUUUGGUUUUCUUGGAUAUGGCAAGACACAGGAAAAUUUACCAUCCGCCGAAGAUGUACUUCAGCAAGCGUCCAAUCUUGUAAAUCAUCCUGAAAUAAAUAAUUUAAAUAUUUCUGCAUUUCCGAGUAUCCAAGAGACAACAAAUCUUUUCGAACAAAAAUGUCAAAAGAAUGGUGGACCUAACGCGUUUCAGAAUGCUAAACGUGCACAAUCAGAAAUGGAACAGUGUCUUAAAUCGCUCAUCAACAUGACUGAGUUAAACGCGGAGAUGGAAAGCGCUAAACCUAAGGGCGAAUUGGACGAAGUUUUUAAAAAAUAUUGUCGUAGAAGUCCUAUUUUUAAAAAUUGUGUAAAUAACUUUACUACUGCCAUUGAGCCCUGUCUGGAAGAGAAAGAACGCGAGAAUAAAAAGAUCGUUCUGAAUAUCACCGAAUCUAUCCUCAACUUUGUUUGUUAUAAAGAAGGAGAUAGAAUUGCUCUCUUCAUAGCAGCGGGAGGACCAGACUGCUUCCAAUCUAAGCAACAGGAGAUUCAAGACUGUGCCAAUGCUACAUUUGGCAGUUAUAUUCCUACAACUGAUCCUACAACCGGUGCAUUGCCUACACUUAAUAGUUUACCAUCUUUAAUAUUUGACGAUAAAGAGUGCACGGAUAUGAACAACCUACAAGAUUGUGUUGUUAGAGAAUUAGAAAAAUGUUCUGAUCCAACGCCUGCAAAUAUAAUGGAAUCUAUAUUUAGAUUCAUAAGGAAAGUAACACCUUGCGAAAGAUUAUUAGUUAAAGUACGAAGUGCUGCUGUUACCAGAGAAGAAACCAAAAGUUCUUCUACGAUUGCUACACCUAUUUCGUUGAUGAUCAUUGUUACUUUUUUAUUACAAGGUGGAAAAAAAGUUGAAAUAGCAUCUGAUGAGGAUUCGAUCAACAAUGAUGCGUGCAGUGUCUCUAGUGGUCAAUCGGAUAAUCGCAGCAUGCCCGAAGAUGUAAAUGAUAAUGAGGUUGAUGAAAUUGCGCAACAAGAAACGUUUGAGGAAAAAUUGAAAGAAGCUAUCGAUGGUCUAACACAAAGGAGUGCUAAGGGCAGAAUUAUUUGCUUCAAGGGAAUUGAAAAGAUCUUUGCUAUUAAAUACGUUCCAGACUUCAUAGAGGAUAGAAAGAUUACCAUUUCCGAUUCUAUUGAACGAAGUUUAAAAAAGGGGAGAUCUGAAGAACAGUUGACAGCAGCUAGAUUGAGUACUUUACUUUGCGUUCAACUUGGAAUUUUUGAAAGUGCUGAGGCGAUUUGUAGAGAUUUGAAAUCUACAUUAAUUUUUGUUGCCAAUGAUACUGCAGCAUCUACAGUUGCACGUUCUGAAUGUUGUUGGGCAUUAAGCAUGAAUCAAUUUUUGUCUGGUAAUGAUGCAGCUGAUACACUUGAUAUCGUCCAAUUAUUAUCCGGCAUCUUUUCUGGCUCAUAUUUAAAAGGAAAUGGUACAAUAGCAACAGUUUCUGCAGAUGUAGCAGCACUUCAUGCAGCUGCAAUUUCAUCAUGGACUCUUCUCUUAACUGUCAUGAACCCAGCAGAUAUAUAUAAUCUUCUUGCCAGCGAUAAAAGCAAUACUUACAUGCCCUCUCUUAAUAGACUACGUGAAUUAUUGACAUCACCUCAUCUUGACGUAAGGUUAUCUGCAGGUGAAGCUCUUGCUGUUAUAUUCGAACUUGGUCGUGAGUUUUCUUACGAUUAUGAACAAAAGUGGGCAGACAGUCUUAUCGAUGAACUUAAGGAAUUAGCUACUGAUUCUAAUAAAUAUAGAGCAAAGAAAGAUCGUAAACAGCAGAGAGCUAAUUUCCGAGAUAUAUUACGGUAUAUUGAGGAAGAUAUUGUUCCAGAAAUGCAUGUUAGAUUUGGACAAGAAACGUUAUAUUUAGAAGGCUGGUGUACUCGUACUCAAUACAAUGCUUGCUGUCGAUUACUUGGCCCUGGUAUAAACAUCCAUCUAGCUGAAAAUCAAUUAUUGCGUGAAAUUUUCGAUCUGGGUAAUAAAGUGUUGCCUAUACCAUCUCAAAAAACAACCAAAUUAGAGAGAACUUUAAUGAAUGCUGCUGCUUUCAAGGCGCGUACCAUUCUACGCAAUAAAACUAGAGAUAAACGAUCUGCAGCCAUGGCACCGUAACUUCCACAUAUUUAAUUUUUUCUAUUUCUAAAAUUUCUUUCAUUCAAUAAAGUAAGGUUUUUUAUUUACUGUA